Messenger RNA from Nicotiana attenuata, 1771 nucleotides. RefSeq names its product serine/threonine-protein kinase WAG1-like. Gene Ontology annotation, cellular component: nucleus; cytoplasm; plasma membrane. Gene Ontology annotation, molecular function: ATP binding; protein serine/threonine kinase activity. Gene Ontology annotation, biological process: protein phosphorylation. Bases 8 to 1552 code for a protein of 514 amino acids. The transcript has a single exon. The record is from RefSeq and is a predicted model, not a curated record. Lineage: Eukaryota; Viridiplantae; Streptophyta; Magnoliopsida; Solanales; Solanaceae.
UAUCUAUAUGUCACCUCCUUUCCUCAAGCACUCACUCCAUUUCACAAAGCUAAACAAAGAACCAAGUUUUGAGAAGAAAAAUAUGGAAGAAUUAGAUACCUUUUAUCCACCAGAUUCUGAUCUUGAUCUAAGUUUCACAAGUUGUGCUUCCAUUACAACUACCACAACUGAUCGUACCCUUAGUGCAAGAAGCAGUUUGGCUCGUAGCAGCCUUACACUCAGCUUCAACGACCGUCUUUCCUCUACAUCUUCUACAAAUAAUCCCUCCACCGAAAUCCCCAAUCUCCACCGCCGUCCCCACCGCAAGCACGAUCCUAAUUGGUCUGCCAUUAAGGCGGCCACCACCCUUUCCUCUGACGGCGCUCUUCAUCUCCGCCACCUUAAACUCCACCGCCUUGUGGGGUCCGGAAACCUCGGCCGCGUUUUCCUCUGCCGCCUCCGUGACUAUGAUCACGCUAACUUUGCUCUUAAGGUCAUUGACCGGGAUUCCCUUACAUCUAAAAAACUCUCUCAUGUUCAAACAGAGGCUGAGAUCCUCUCCUCGCUAGACCACCCUUUUCUCCCUACACUCUACGCUCAUUUAGAAGUCUCUCAUUACACUUGCUUGCUUAUUGAUUUCUGCCCUAAUGGUGAUCUCCAUUCCUUGCUCCGCAAGCAACCUGGUAACCGGCUACCCGUUGAAUCUGUCAGAUUCUACGCGGCUGAGGUACUCAUAGCAUUAGAAUAUCUACAUUCGCUUGGAAUAGUGUAUCGUGAUCUAAAGCCCGAAAAUAUUCUAAUACGCGAAGAUGGUCACAUUAUGCUCUCCGACUUCGACUUGUGUUUCAAAUCCGAUGUUUCACCGAAACUAGAUUUCACCACCCGCACUCUAGAAAGAUCUAAAAGAAGAUACAGUUGUUUCAGUGACCGGCUACGGGAAGAAACGGUCACCGAGUUCGUGGCCGAGCCAACAGGUGCAUUUUCCAGAUCAUGCGUUGGGACCCACGAGUACUUAGCGCCGGAGCUCAUCAGCGGAGCCGGCCACGGUAACGGUGUGGACUGGUGGGCGUUUGGCGUGUUACUGUACGAGUUGUUGUAUGGAACGACACCGUUUAAGGGGAACAGUAAAGAGUCCACCCUGCGCAAUAUAGCAUCCAGCAAAGGAGUGAAGUUUAACGUAGAAGAAACUCAAGGAAAUGAGCCUUCAGGAAUGGGAGAAGCAAGGGACUUGAUUGAGAGAUUAUUAGUGAAGGAUCCAAGGAGGAGGCUAGGAUGCGCCAGGGGUGCAACGGAUAUUAAACGUCACCCAUUCUUCGCCGGAAUAAAAUGGCCGUUGAUCAGAACUUACCGGCCGCCGGAGGUACGUGGGCUAAGUAUAAAGAGGACCAAGAGUAAGUUGCACGUGAGUCACGUGACUGGAGUAACAUCAUCAUCAUCAUCAUCCCCAAGAAGAAAGCGUUGUUGGUGGAAAAGGCUGGGGUAUCUAAUGAGGAUUAAGGGAUCUAAGUACAAUUUAAAUUCUAAUCAUAAUUAUUAUUGUUAUACUAAUCAGAAGGUUAGAAAAUGUGCUUAAAUCCAUUUCAGCCUUUGUAACCAUUUAUAUUGUCUUUUUUCCCCUUACAUUUUUUGUACAAGUUUGUAAAGGAAGAGUUAGGGAACAUAUAUCAAUUUUGGGAAUCUGUUUAAUUUUACUUUUUCAUUCUUGCUUUGUUUCCUCUUUGAGGAAAAUUUAAUACAUAUUUGUAUAUGAUAAAGAAAGUAAUGGAAGAAAAGUAUUUUCACUAAUUCUGUA